AUGUUCAAAGUUGGAAUAAGUAGAGUUCCAGUUGGGGCGGCCAUACUAAGAAACCAGUUAAGACUAACAGCAGCAAGGUCGCUGUUUCCAUUGAGAGCUGCUACUGCUACUGCUGCUGCUGCUGCUGCUACGCCUACAUUUGCAUCCAGUUUACGUUACAACUCAUCUUCCAGCACCGCACACGAGAUCAAGGAUAAGUUAGUUUCGUUUGCUGACGAAAACAACGUUGCAGAAACAGUCACUAACUUGCACUCCGACCAGAUUGGCUACUUAGAGUCCAUUGGUUUGGCCCAGGGAUGGGGUCCAACUAGUAUAAUUGAAAAACUAUUGGAGUUUACUCAUGUGUACACUGGAUUACCCUGGUGGGGUACGAUUGCAGUACUCACAGUUGCCAUUAGGGUUGUUUUGUUCCCACUUUACGUCAAGGCCAGUUCCAAUGCCACUAGAAUGUCCGAAAUAAAACCACAAUUGGAUGUCAUUAUGAAACAGAUAAAAGGGGGAGACACACAGGACCAAUUGAAGGGGAUGGAAAAAAGACGUAAAUUGAUGAAGGAGCACAAUGUUUCGACUUUGGCUUCAAUGGCGCCAAUUAUUCAGUUACCAUUGGCGUAUGGCUUUUUCCAAGCUCUUCGGAAAAUGGCCAACCAUCCAGUGGAGGGAUUUACGGAUCAAGGUCUUGCGUGGUUUACCAACUUGAGUGACGUUGACCCAUACUUGGGAUUGCAAGCCAUUGCAGCUGCUGCAGUUAUUGCCGUCGUUAGAAUCGGUGGUGAGACUGGUCAACAUGCAAUUGCAAACAGUAUGAAACAAGUGAUGACGAUUGUGCCCAUAAUAUCGAUAUUUAUAACCAAAAACUUUUCCGCCGCUGUUGUUUUGUACUUUGCCAUCAACUCAGUAUUGUCGUUGAUACAAAGUGCCAUUUUCAAGAGCAAUACGUUGCGUCAGUUGUUGGGUAUGCCCAAGAAGUUGACCAUUCAUCAAUUGAAUGAGAGCACCACGAGUCUGCCCAAGUCGUUGAAAGAAAUGGUGACUAACUUUGUUGAUGAGUCAAAGGAAAGAAGUAUUAAAGCGGCCAGGGAUGCAAACAAGAGGUUGGAAGUGACUCAACAUAGAAAGGCUGUUGAUGAUUACGGGUACAUCAAGAAAAGAGAAAGACAUGAUAAGCGUGGAAGAAAGUGA
Molecule: messenger RNA, 1179 nt
Organism: Lodderomyces theae
Lineage: Eukaryota; Fungi; Ascomycota; Pichiomycetes; Serinales; Debaryomycetaceae
Product: membrane insertase
Exons: 1
Coding region: 1-1179 (392 amino acids)
Biological process (GO): protein insertion into mitochondrial inner membrane from matrix; mitochondrial respiratory chain complex IV assembly
Cellular component (GO): mitochondrial inner membrane
Molecular function (GO): membrane insertase activity
Source: RefSeq, a predicted model, not a curated record